This is a messenger RNA of Phoenix dactylifera (date palm), 2180 nucleotides long. Lineage: Eukaryota; Viridiplantae; Streptophyta; Magnoliopsida; Arecales; Arecaceae. The record is from RefSeq and is a predicted model, not a curated record.
UAAAUCAUUUUUUGAUAUAAAAAAAAAUGAAAGAACUCCCCUCUCCCCAACUAUCACCUAUUUAUUUCCCUCCAAUUCCUUUCCAAAAACCAGCACUACCAGCCCACAACCAUCCCUCCAAUGGCCUCCCUCCUCCUCCCUGUCCUCCUCCUCUCCCUCCUCUCCUCCUCCUCCUCAACGUUACCACCACCCUCCUCCUCCCCCAGUCCCCUCACGGCGAAAGCCGCCGCCCUCCGCUACUGGCACCGGAAGAACCCCCACCACCGCCCCCUCCCUCCUUUCCUCCUCUCCAAACUCUCCCCUCUCUCCCCGCUCUCCUCCGCCGCCCUAUUCUCUGCCAUCUCCUCCGCCACCACCCCACUCCCCUCUUUCCUCUGCUCCGCCGCCCACCUCCUCUGCUCCUCCUCCCACUCCCCUCCCUCUCCCUCCGACUUCUCCAACUACAACCAUGCCAACUUCUCCUCCUACGGCGACUCCCUCUCCGGCGGCCGCGACGCCUUCAAGAGCUACUCCUCCGACGCCAACACCGCCGCCGACUCCUUCCGUCGCUACUCCCUCCGGUCAUCCUCCCGCCCGGACUCCUUCUCCUCCUACUCCUCCGACGCCAACAUCGCUGGGGCAUCCUUCUCCUCCUACGCAGCCGCUUCCUCCGCCGCCUCCGGUUCCUUCUCCUCCUACGCUGCCACCGCCAACGUCCCCGACCUCCGCUUCUCCUCCUACGACCCCGCCGCCGUCCACCGCCCCCGCACCUUCUCCUCCUACUCCCCGGAGUCUAACUCCGGCGGCCAGAGCUUCUCCUCCUACGGCCGACGAGCCACCGGCUCCCCAGCCACCUUCUCCGCCUACGCCGCCGACGCCAACGUCCUCGGCAGCGGCUUUGCCGGCUACGGCGAGGCCGCCACCGCGGCCAACGACACCUUCUCCUCGUACGGAUCCCUCUCGAACAAGCCGUCGAACACCUUCCGGACAUACGGCGACGGCGGGAGCAGCGGGGUGGAGAGCUUCGCGGCCUACCGGGAACGUGCCAACACCGGCACAGACACCUUCCGGUCCUACGCGAAGCACGGGACCGCGGCCCGCGCCGAGUUCUUAAACUACGGCGCCUCGUUCAAUCCCGGGUCGGAUUCUUUUAACGGGUACGGUGAGGGAGCCGUGGACCCGGUAAUCGGGUUCAGGGUCUACGCCGGCGAGAAUACCACCUUCAAAGCAUACACCAAAUCCGGCAUCACCUUCGCCGCUUACCGCAACAAGUCUUCUAAUCCGGUCCCACCGCACGCUAGUGGCAAAUAUGUAUAUAAGAGAUGGGUGGAGCCCGGAAAGUUCUUCAGGGAAAGCAGUCUCCAGAACGGGACGGCGAUGCGGAUGCCGGACAUCCGGGACAAGAUGCUGAAAAGGUCAUUCUUGCCCCGGCCCAUAGCGGAGAAAUUACCUUUUUCUGCCAUGGCGCUCGCGCCGCUCUUCGGCGUCUCCAUGGGCUCGACGAUGGGGAGAGCAAUGGCGGAGACGGUGGCGGAGUGCGAGCGAGCUCCAAGCAGAGGUGAGACGAAACGGUGCGUGGCAUCCAUGGAGGGCAUGAUCGACUUCGCCACAUCCAUGCUGGGGAACGGCAAUGUCGUGGUCCGGAGCGCCGAGAACGCGAGGGGAUCCGGGGGGCGAAUAUCGCUGGGAAACGUGAGGGGGAUCAAUGGCGGUAAGGUCACCCGGUCGGUGUCCUGCCACCAGAGCUCGUUCCCGUAUCUGGUGUACUACUGCCACUCGGUGCCCCAAGUGAGGGCAUACGAAGCCGACAUCCUCGAUGCCGAGUCUGGCGAGAGGAUCAAUCAUGGUGUUGCCAUCUGUCAUUUGGACACGUCGGAUUGGAGCCCCGGGCACGGGGCUUUUGUGGCCCUCGGAUCUGGGCCUGGACAGAUCGAAGUCUGCCAUUGGAUCUUUGAGGGGGAUAUGACCUGGACGGUUGCAGAUUGAUCAUCAAAGGCCUAUUUUAUUGAGAGCAAAAAAAAAUGGAAGAACGGUGAACCAAGUGUUCCUCCUUUGGCCCAGAUCAAGGUAGCGGAUUGUGCGGUCCAUACUGUAGAGAAAGAUAUAGCUGUCCAAGUUGUUCGUUUUGCUACCAUCUGAUGAUCAUUGUCCGUCUAUAUUGUUUUUUCUUUAGUAAAAUCGGAUUUAUUAAACUAAUUUAG